CUGGCCUGUGAACCAGAGCGACCCCUGCUAGUUAUCCGCCACCCGGCGCUGAUCCAAACAGAUCCUCCCUCCAUGUUCGCCUGGAAAUUUCCAUAGGAAAUGAAGCCACGCAGCCUCACACUGUUCACAACAACCAUUCUCCUUUGCCUCAGCAUGGUACAGCCUAGAAUAAAGAGAAAAGUAACACCAAAACCUGGGUACUGCCCGGAGUUUUUUCUUCCCUGCCCGUUUGAACUGUUACCCGUAUGCCAGCAUGAUAAAGGGUGCAAGGGCAUCAAAAAGUGCUGUUUCUACUACUGUCAGAUGCGCUGUGUGGAGCCUUGGACAACCACGUUUUGA
Molecule: messenger RNA, 339 nt
Organism: Microtus ochrogaster (prairie vole)
Lineage: Eukaryota; Metazoa; Chordata; Mammalia; Rodentia; Cricetidae
Product: WAP four-disulfide core domain protein 15A-like
Cellular component (GO): extracellular region
Molecular function (GO): peptidase inhibitor activity
Source: RefSeq, a predicted model, not a curated record